AGCUCAUUUUCGCUUCUACUAGACAUGAUAUGGAGUUCACCUUCCCAGAAGCAUUUGAGAUUUAGUAUAUAUCUGGGAAUUCGGAGCAUGUAGCAUUAGCAGUUUUAAAAUACAACCACAAAGGAGGUGUCCAAUAAACUGUAAAUAGUGAUAGUAGUACUUAAUUGCUUGUGUCAAUUUAGUCAGCAGAGUAGUUGUGCAAAAUUUCAGGCAUAUUUAUCUACUGAAUGAGGGAGGAGACAUGAAUGAACAAAAGGUUUGAGCAAAUUUUGCUUAAAUAAAACUUGGCUACAUCCAUUUUACCGGAGGUUGGCCAAUUUAACUCAACUUUACAAGAACAUUAUCCUUGUUUACAACUACUAUACAAAAUGGUUAAGAAAAAAACAAGGAACUGUUUUCUCAAUGUCUACUAUCUGUAUAUCUUUCUCAUUUCUAAUCCUAUUGCUUUACAAAACUUCAUGGGCAGAAGAAUUUGCACCAUGUCCUACUUAUAAUCAUCUCAAGCGAGAAGAGAGAUCGAUGAACACAUCCUCUUUGCAGUGUAUUGUUAGACCACCUAUUGGAUGAUCAAAGCCAAACUCCUCUUCAGCUUGAGCUAACAAGUCUUGAAAUGAUGGUUGGUUCAAGUAUGAUACUGGCACGACAAAUAUCUUCUUGUGACUCUCUCCUACGUAUACUGCACAAUGACCUUUUGGAACACCCCCAGAUGUUGAAGGCCUCCUUAGGAUUCCCAUUAUCGCAAGGUGUAUUUGGUAAACUCUAAAUGGUGAAGCAAAAAAAAGAACAAGAAUUUGGAGAACUGCAAAGAAAAAGAAAGUUUGUGAAGUGUCUAGAUACUUGUGGUUUGCUCAAAUGUUUUGUGUCCGGGUAUAUAUACAAGUUAAUGGAAAAUUUCAUACGCAACAGGUGAGGGACAAUGGAACAUGAAGUUUCACAUGGUUUUGCCUACUGUGUUAUUGUCAAAGAACUUGCACCAUAAAUUUGUUGAAGAACAAAACUAGGUCCCAUUGCUUCUCUUGAUUUUGAACAGAUGACCACCUUUAAAAAUAAGAGCCACAAUAAUGGAUAAAAUUGAUUAUUUAGUCCUGGACCACUUGGUUUAAAGAUAAGGUGACAGAGAAUUGAAUAAAUGCAUCAACCUCUUUGAUUAAAACUAGACAACUUAUAAUCAUUCAUCAUUUCAUCCACAAAUUUAAGGCCCCAUAAACAUAGCCAACAAAUAGGCACAUGGCUUUGCUCUCGGUGGUUAGUGACAAAAGCUUAAGCUCCAACCGAAAGCCUGUCUAUAGCCUUUUAUAUAAAUAACCCCCCUUCUAUGAUCCAUUUUCAUCGUCAACUACAAGCAUUAUCGAUUCAGACACCAUAUUGUUCUAAAUUUCUAGUUUCCUUUCUUGUUUCCAAUCUUCCAAGAAAAAUGGCAAUGCUCAGCCCUAAGAAACUCAUCAAGAUGGCCAGGAGAUGGCGGAAGUUUGCAGCCAUGCAGAGGAGGAGGAUUUCUUUUCCAAGAAAUGGCAGUAGUGCAGACGGUUACAGUACAUCUUCAUCCUCUACAGUUGAAAAAGGAAAUUUUGUAGUCUAUACAAUCGAUCAAAGGCGAUAUGUGUUUCCCCUUGCUUACCUCGAAAAUGAGACCAUUGUGCAACUUUUAAACAUGUCUGAAGAAGAGUUUGGACUGCCGAGUGGUGGCCCUAUUACAUUACCCUGUGAUUCAGGCUUUAUGGACUACAUCAUUUCUCUAAUCAAGAAAGGUGUAGCUGAUGGAGUUCUUCACAGAGCUUUGUUUCUCUCAAUUCCUUCAUGUUGCUCUACUUCAGCCUCUUAUUUGCACCAAGAAAGUGGAAACCAACAGCUUCUUGUUUAUUGACUUAUGACGUCAUGUUCUGUCAAUGAUAGCUCAAAAUAGAAUGUAUAGCAGUUGAGAUAUAGGCAACUGAAGGCUUGCAUUAGUACAUGUUGAAAGGUACUUUAAGAAUGCAACUAUUUUUUCUGUUUUCUCCAGUUUUUUUUUAAGUACAAUCCUAGUUAAAUUAGGAAGUCCUAUCUUUGGUAGGUAACUAAUUAGUUAUUCUAAUGUUAGUAGAGGUAGGUUGUUUCUUUGUCGUAUUUUUAGUUGGAAUAGCAAAUGUUUAAGUUGCUAAGUUGAUGAUCAAUGAUAGACAUUCUUUUAACAAGAAAA
This is a messenger RNA of Capsicum annuum, 2176 nucleotides long. Its product is annotated as auxin-responsive protein SAUR68-like. The record is from RefSeq and is a predicted model, not a curated record. NCBI's taxonomy places the organism in Eukaryota, Viridiplantae, Streptophyta, Magnoliopsida, Solanales, Solanaceae. Bases 1316 to 1864 code for a protein of 182 amino acids. The transcript has a single exon. Gene Ontology annotation, biological process: response to auxin.